This is a messenger RNA of Suillus paluster, 513 nucleotides long. RefSeq lists its product as uncharacterized. The record is from RefSeq and is a predicted model, not a curated record. NCBI's taxonomy places the organism in Eukaryota, Fungi, Basidiomycota, Agaricomycetes, Boletales, Suillaceae. The transcript is spliced from 3 exons. The coding region runs from base 1 to 513 and encodes 170 amino acids.
AUGGCACGCUACCGCCAAUAUCACAAUACCACUUCACUCGAUCAAACCAAGCCAUGGGGCUAUUCUCGGGGUCUGCAACUCGCUCGAGUCGAGCAGAUCCGUCUUCGAUCGCUCCGGAUGCACCGGGACGAAAACGUUUAUACCGGCGUUGGCACGCGCAAGCUUAGGCCGCGGCUUGACACCGCAACCGAGCGCGCGGGCUAUACCGGCAAACGUACGUUCUGGCUGGAGGCACCAUCCAUCCUCCUAGCGAAGUAUGAUCCGGACAAACGCCUUGAGGCGUUCACCCUCGCCAAUGCAUGCCGCCAUCGUAUGCCAGACACGUUGCUGCAUCAGAUCUGCACGUGGCGAUACAAGGCGUGGUUGGUGCAGACGCAGGACUUACUGCCGCCGACCCAAUGGUACCCGGGCAUCGCUGCUCAGGGACCGGGCCGUCAGGCUGCCAGGUGGGCAAUCCAACCUAAAAGGACACGUAUGACGCCAGAGCCGGAGUUGUUCCGGCGGGCCGACUAG